AUGCCUCACUCACUGGCGGCUUUUUUGUGCGCUCUUGGCAUUUCGCUGCGGUCCUUUCACAGACGGUCGAAUAUUGACCACCGACUAUUGUCCCACGACAUUCAUCAUAAUCACCAGGAGCGUCUCGCCCAAACCGUCAAAAUGGUCAACAUUCCAAAGACUCGUCGCACCUACUGCAAGAACAAGUCCUGCAAGAAGCACACUCAGCACAAGGUCACCCAAUACAAGGCCGGAAAAGCCUCCCUUUUCGCCCAGGGAAAGCGUCGAUACGACCGCAAGCAAUCCGGUUAUGGUGGUCAAACCAAGCCCGUCUUCCACAAGAAGGCAAAGACAACCAAGAAGGUCGUGUUGAGAUUGGAAUGCACAGUAUGCAAGACGAAGGCUCAACUGGCGCUGAAGCGAUGCAAGCAUUUCGAGUUGGGUGGUGACAAGAAGACGAAGGCGUGGUCAUGCAAUUCUACGGUGCGGUUGCGGAAGCAAUUUCGAUCAACGACGUAUGCGGUAACAACGGUCUACCAGGAUGGUUUUCACCGCCAUAGCGGUGAUGCUAUCAUUGUCCCGGCCCUUGCGAAGCUACAAGCACAGCCCCGAAUCAGAAUUGUGAAGAAGUGGAGCGGCCACUAUAUCCAGGCGCAUGGGUUGACGAGCUAUCUGUUUACAUCCCUGCGCGAUCGAGUCUGCCCAGACACGUUUCUACGAAUGCAAGACUGCAAGUCCGACGCGGACUACUGCCCGUCCACAAUCAGUGGGCAUGCCAAUGCUCAUCCGAAUGAAGUGAAGUCCGAGAUUGUUUCCUGA
This is a messenger RNA of Exophiala viscosa, 798 nucleotides long. RefSeq names its product zinc-binding ribosomal protein. Gene Ontology annotation, biological process: translation. The record is from RefSeq and is a predicted model, not a curated record. Gene Ontology annotation, molecular function: structural constituent of ribosome. Gene Ontology annotation, cellular component: cytosolic large ribosomal subunit; ribosome. Bases 1 to 798 code for a protein of 265 amino acids. NCBI's taxonomy places the organism in Eukaryota, Fungi, Ascomycota, Eurotiomycetes, Chaetothyriales, Herpotrichiellaceae. The transcript is spliced from 6 exons.